AUGGCGGCGCCCGGUGGGCCAUCUCCCCAGCAGAUUGCGGCCAUGCAGCAGCAGUUCGCUGCUGAGGCUGCCAGACGCGGAUUGACCCCAGAACAAUUUGCUCAGCAGCAGCGCGAACAACUCGCCGCAGAGGCCGCCAAGCACAACAUGAGCACCGAGCAAUAUGUCCAGCAGCUAAGAGCGCGGGCGAUGGCCGCACACCAGCAACAGAUCGCACAAGCCCGGGCGCAGGCCCAAGCCCAGGCCCAAGCCCAAGCUCAAGCACAAGCUCAGGGAGGCCAGUCGCCCGCACAACCAGGUCAAAACCUGCCAGCGCCUCAACAACCUCAGCCCCAGCAGACGACACGUCAAGUGCCGGUCAACCCAUCCAACCCCCCCGACCCGAAGGCCAUCGCGGUGGCCCAGUUCCUGCAGUCGCAGAACCUCAAGACACGCACUUGCAUCAUGGAUGGUCAACGAAAGGAGAUGUUCAAAGUGAAACGCGCUAUUCGCGCCCUCGAAUCCCCCGCAUACGCCAAAGCCGCCGCGAAGAAAAACUCCCUUCUCCCCCCCGUGACCGACCGCGCUUCUGCAGAGAAUGUCUUCAAGCUUCUCCCCCUGUCUCUUCUGGCUCUCCGAGUCUCGAAAGUCGAUCCCCAUGCGGGUCACAAUCACGCUAAGCCGAAGAACCGUGUCAAGGGGCUGUGGACGGUCAAGAUCGAGCAGCACCAGGAAACCAACCCUAUGAUGCACUACGUUUGGUUGUAUGAGGGGCCCCAGUUAAAGCAGAAGUUGAUGGCUGGCGCCGUUGUUGCGGGUAUCUUCGCCGUUGUCCUGUUUCCCCUCUGGCCCAUGGUGAUGCGGCAGGGUGUCUGGUACUUGAGUGUCGGCAUGAUGGGGUUGCUCGGGUUGUUCUUCGCGAUGUCCAUUUUCCGUCUGAUCUUGUUCUGCAUUACCGUUUUUGCAGUGCCGCCUGGACUCUGGCUCUUCCCUAACCUGUUUGAGGAUGUCGGUUUCGUGGAUAGUUUCAAGCCUUUGUGGGGCUGGCAAGAGAACAAGAAGAAGAAGAAGAAGUCCAAGAAGGCGGUGGCUGGUGAGGAAGCAUCUAAGCCUGCUACUGAGGUUGCAACUGAUGCAGCUCCUGCCGCAUCCACUACGGCAACAGAAGCACCGGAUACUUCCAGCACGGUCAAGCGUGACUUGGCACCCCGAGUGGAGGAGCUUGGCGAGGAGUAA
Messenger RNA from Aspergillus saccharolyticus JOP 1030-1, 1215 nucleotides. Its product is annotated as Sec62 family protein translocation protein. The coding region runs from base 1 to 1215 and encodes 404 amino acids. The transcript has 3 exons. Gene Ontology annotation, cellular component: endoplasmic reticulum; endoplasmic reticulum membrane. NCBI's taxonomy places the organism in Eukaryota, Fungi, Ascomycota, Eurotiomycetes, Eurotiales, Aspergillaceae. The record is from RefSeq and is a predicted model, not a curated record. Gene Ontology annotation, biological process: post-translational protein targeting to membrane, translocation.